ACAAUUUUACAUGAGUUAUUAAACAUUCCUCUUCUCUCCCUCUGCUCUGCCUCAGAAACAACCAUCUCUACGGUGUCACUAUGCUAAUCUUCAUCCCUCUUGCCUCUCUUCUUCUUCUUCUUCUUCUUCUUCUCAUUCACAAAGGAAAGCAACAUCACAAACUCCCUCCCGGCCCGAAGAAGCUCCCACUAAUUGGCAACCUCCAUCAGCUCGGUUCGACCCCUCACCGUUCGCUUUGGCUACUCUCCCAAAAGCAUGGACCUUUGAUGCAUCUACAGCUCGGUCCCAGGCCGACACUAGUAGUUUCAUCUGCCGAAAUGGCCAGAGAAGUGUUAAAGACUCACGACCUUGAUUUCUGCUCUCGACCCCAUCUCAUUGCUCCCAACAAAUACUCGUACAAUAGCUCUGAUAUCAGUUUUGCACCCUACGGCGAGUACUGGAGAGAGAUGAGGAAAGUGUGCACACUCAAACUUUUCAGUGCCAAGAGGGUGGAAUCCUUUCGCGGGAUAAGAGAGGAAGAGGUAUCUCUGACGCUUCAAUCGAUUUCGUCUUCUUCGUCGAAGCCUAUAAAUUUGCAGAAGGCUAUGGUUAGCCUUGCGAAUAAUAUCAUCUGCAGGAUUGCUUUUGGUAAGAAGUACCAAGAUGGAGAGCAUGAGAGGAGUCAGGCUCAUCAAAUUCUUAAGCAAGCCCAACAAUUGUUGGGAGGGAUCUUUGUUGCUGAUUUCUUUCCGGCGCUGGGCUUGGUCGAUAAGUUGAGUGGAAAUUUUUAUAGGCUUGAGAAGAACGUAGGAGAGCUUGAUGCAUUUUAUGAGGAAGUUAUAAGGGAUCACCUUGAUCCUGAAAGGAUUAGACCUGAACGCGAAGACAUAGUCGACGUUUUGCUUCGUGUACAACAGGAUGAAGGUCGUCUCACCAAGGAAAACAUCAAGGCAGUUCUUACGGAUAUCUUCAUUGCUGGAAGUGAUACAUCCGCCGCAACCAUAAUUUGGGCCAUGGCCGAGCUUGUAAGGACUCCAAGGGCAAUGAAGAAAACACAAGAUGAAGUUAGGGCCCUGCUAGGAUCGAAAGAAAAGGUCGAAGAAGGAGAUCUUCAUCAGCUUCAAUACCUGAAAGCAGUGGUGAAGGAGACUCUCAGGCUGCAUACUCCUGCUCCAUUACUUCUCCCAAGAGAGACAAUUCGACACUGUAAGAUCGAAGAGUAUGAUAUCUUGCCAAAUACUCUCGUAUAUAUUAAUGCUUGGGGAAUUGGAAGAGAUCCUAAUACAUGGCAGGGUGCAGAAGAGUUCAUGCCUGAAAGAUUUAUGAAUAGCUCGAUCGACUUCAAAGGCCAUGAUUUUCAAUUUAUUCCUUUUGGUUCGGGACGAAGAAUUUGCCCCGCGAUGAACGUAGGAGUGGCGGUUGUCGAGCUUGCACUUGCUAAUAUGUUGUACUUAUUCGACUGGGAAUUGCCUGAAGGGAUGAAGAGAGAGGAUGUUGAUAUGGAGGAUGCACAAGGACUUACAGUGCACAAGAGAUCCCCUCUUUACCUAGUGCCUAUAACUUGUGGUUUAAAAUAGGAUUAUGUGAAAUAUGCAUUUAAUGUAAUGUAUGAAGUAGGGUUGGUAAUGCUCUUAUUUACCCUCUAAGCAUAUGUAUGCUAUGAAUAAUAUAAACUUGCCAGAGUGUCUUGUGA
Molecule: messenger RNA, 1672 nt
Organism: Asparagus officinalis (garden asparagus)
Lineage: Eukaryota; Viridiplantae; Streptophyta; Magnoliopsida; Asparagales; Asparagaceae
Product: cytochrome P450 71A9-like
Exons: 2
Coding region: 81-1556 (491 amino acids)
Molecular function (GO): monooxygenase activity; iron ion binding; heme binding
Source: RefSeq, a predicted model, not a curated record